Saprolegnia parasitica CBS 223.65 is the source of this 693-nucleotide messenger RNA. RefSeq lists its product as hypothetical. Bases 73 to 693 code for a protein of 206 amino acids. The transcript has a single exon. Lineage: Eukaryota; Oomycota; Saprolegniomycetes; Saprolegniales; Saprolegniaceae. The record is from RefSeq and is a predicted model, not a curated record.
CCUGCCCUUUCCGGAGCGACAGGGAGGGCUCGAAAGGGUCCUAGCAUCGGCUCAUUCCGCGAUUUGCCUGCAAUGGCCCAACCUAGUUUGACGAUCGACUCCGCUACGGACCUAGCAUCCAUGGCCGCUCGGCUCUACAUUCGCGAUACCGCACCCCGUGCGCCACCGGCUGCCUCGACCGCGACUGCACCGAUCGACAGUCAUGCGCGUCGUGCAACGGGCUUCAACGAGACAUGCACCAAGAAAGGGCACACGUCGAUGUCCAACGUCGCAUCCGAGGCCGUGGUAGGCUUCCCGGUGCCUCUGCGUGCGCGUGGACGAAGCCUCUCUUGCACUGCGGAAACGUCUGCUCGGCUGUACGCGCCGCCAUGCGUGGAAGAGAUGAACGCAUACCGUAUAACCGUGCACUCGCUGCGCGAGAAGCUUGCUGCCGCGGUAAUGCGUGUGGCCCGUCGCGACGCGACCAUCCGCCACCUCGAGAAGCGUCGUCGCCAACGUUCUCGCUCUGGGCACCGCACCCAGCAAGACGCAGCGGUUAGCAGCACCAUCAUGACGCACCUUCUCGCCCGCAUCGCGCACCUCGAGACCACGAACGCCAUGCUUCGCUCGGCGCUCGACGAUGCGCAAGCGACGGCCGACGCCUUGGCCACGCGCAAGUCGUCGACGCCACCCCACGACUACCAAUGGUACUAA